GGGUAAAGGACCCGGGAAACGAGGAAACAACGGAACGAGUGUUUUCCACCAAGAUUUCAAACAGUGAUUGGCGAUGUUGUCUCAUUUUUUUCAGUAUACUUGGCGUAAAGUAUACUAAGGUUGUCAAGCAUGAUUUCUGAUGCCCCGUAAAUCCCGAAAGACUAAGCCUCCUCUGUUGUUCCUGGAGCCACCACUGGGUGGAACUAGACUCCAAAAUGAACCCGAAGUCCGUGCAGCGCUCAAUCCAAAGUCUUUUAUUACAGAGGAGCAAAUGCAUAACAGCAGAACUCGUAAUUCCUGGGUGGUUUCACAGUUUGACCAUGUAGCUGCUGCUUCAGUGAGACGUGGGAGGAGGAAAUACCAAUCUGCCACAAGCAUUCUUGACAGAUGCACCGAUUUGUCCAAGAAAACCAGUGUUUGCAAAUUUCCCUCACUGACAUUUCAGAGGAGGGAAAGAGACCAAUCUCAUCAACCGAAGCACACUCUCAGAAAGAAAGCUUCAGACUCAUCCUUUUUGUCUGACUCGGUAAAUCAGCAGCAGGAAUCUUCCUCAUUAAAUAGAACAGUUUCUCAUCGGAGUGUAUACAGACAAGACGCGCAUAAAAGAGUGUCCUCUUCAGUUAGAGUAAAGAAUGCAGAGGACUCGGAGUUACCUGCAUGUGUUGCGUCUACCAGCGGGCAUCUUGAUCCACUUGAAGUACCAGCCGUCUGUGAGACGGGAGGAUGUGUAAUCCCAGCCUUCUCUCCUUCAACCCCUCCAUCCACAGAGGUGCGCACCCCUGAAUCUCAACCAUCUACACCACCGCAUAACCAGGCACCUGUUGUUCUGGUGGCAGACACCCCAGAGAAGGACUAUGGAGUGAAAGUGACAUGGAGGAGGAGGAGAGGUCUGAUGAUGUUGCUAAAAGAAGGAGGUCAUCUCUAAGUUUAAAUGCACAAAUUUACAUUUAGUUUUAUUGCGCUAUUCAGGGCGGCAUUUUGGCACAGUGGUUAGCAUCCCAGGUCCGUUUUGUGUUGAGUUUGCAUGUUCUCGCCGUGUCUGUGUGGGUUUCCUCCGGGUGCUCCAGUUUCCUCCCACCAUCAAGAAGACAUGCAUUUUAGAAAAUUAUACAAUGCUAUCACUUCAAUGAACAAAAAUUCAAUUCACUAUGUAAGACAGCAUUGAAAUAAAGAAAUGAGGGUGGAAA
Lampris incognitus (smalleye Pacific opah) is the source of this 1187-nucleotide messenger RNA. RefSeq names its product RAD9-HUS1-RAD1 interacting nuclear orphan 1 (gene rhno1). Lineage: Eukaryota; Metazoa; Chordata; Actinopteri; Lampriformes; Lampridae. The record is from RefSeq and is a predicted model, not a curated record. Gene Ontology annotation, cellular component: chromosome; nucleus. Bases 140 to 925 code for a protein of 261 amino acids. The transcript is spliced from 4 exons. Gene Ontology annotation, biological process: recombinational repair; DNA damage checkpoint signaling; cellular response to ionizing radiation.